ACUCCAUUCUUUCUUAACAAACAUUAAGCAACAGCCAUGGUUUCUUCUUCAUUUGGACCUCCAUGGCACACUUGCUUCUCAACCCCACCAACCACCACCGCCACUACUGCCGCCACCACCACCACCACCGUCACCACCAUCUCCCGACACCCUUUUAACCAUAUUUCAAAUUCAUCACAACCAUUGAAAAGAAACUGGUUUGAAAAGUCUGUUCUUCCAUUAGCUGCUUCAAUGACUGUUCUUCUCUCCUCGUACCCCGCCGACGCCGGAAUACUUUCGGGAUUUUCUGGAUUAGAAUCGAUCCCUGGUCCGGAACUACCUAAGAUCGACUCCUUCACUCGCUUCAACGAAGAAAACCAAAAAAGGUACGCAGAAAAUGAUGCAAGAUUCAAAGAGUCUCCCCUGCUUAAGGAGUUGCUUGAGAAAUCCAAGUUGAACAAAGAAAAGAACCGACAAGCGAUUCAAGACAAGUAUUGCAUACGAGGAGCAGAGUGGGGCGUUGGUGAUUGCUCGGCCGAAGGGAUGUCGCCACAAGAGAAGGACGAGUUCAUCGCAAUGUUGAAAAAGAAGGCCGGCGUAGAAUGAGAGAGUUUGUUGAUGUAGUUGUACCUUUUGUAGAUUGGGUAGUACUUCUGUUAUUCAUCGGGUUUCACGGAUAUUUUUAAAAACGGUUGACUCGAUCAAUAUCAGCUAGUUGCCUACAGACUGCUUCGACUUAUGAUGUGGACCAAGUACUUACCCGGUCAAUAUUAUUAUUUAACU
Messenger RNA from Cynara cardunculus var. scolymus (artichoke), 762 nucleotides. RefSeq lists its product as uncharacterized. Bases 37 to 585 code for a protein of 182 amino acids. The record is from RefSeq and is a predicted model, not a curated record. Lineage: Eukaryota; Viridiplantae; Streptophyta; Magnoliopsida; Asterales; Asteraceae. The transcript is spliced from 4 exons.